Messenger RNA from Apaloderma vittatum (bar-tailed trogon), 2031 nucleotides. RefSeq names its product carbohydrate sulfotransferase 10 (gene CHST10). Gene Ontology annotation, cellular component: membrane. Lineage: Eukaryota; Metazoa; Chordata; Aves; Trogoniformes; Trogonidae. Gene Ontology annotation, biological process: carbohydrate biosynthetic process; proteoglycan biosynthetic process. Bases 31 to 1107 code for a protein of 358 amino acids. Gene Ontology annotation, molecular function: sulfotransferase activity. The transcript is spliced from 5 exons. The record is from RefSeq and is a predicted model, not a curated record.
AACAGCUUUAUAUGGCUCACGUCUGACAACAUGCACCACCAGUGGCUGCUGCUAGCUGCAUGCUUUUGGGUGAUAUUCAUGUUCAUGGUUGCUAGCAAGUUUAUCACACUGACUUUUAAAGACCCUGAUGGCUAUGGUGCCAAGCAGGAGCCAUUGGUACUGACAGCUGUGACAAAAGUGGAGGAGGUACACGUGCCAGAAGAAAAGCAUUGGCCCAAAGAAUUCCAGACAACUGGAAAGGCUUUUUCUGGAAAUCCGAUCCACCAGCCCCUGGUUCAUAUGGAAAGACUUGAGCUUCUCAGGAAUGUCUGCAGAGACACUGCAUUGAGAAAUCUCUCUCACACUGCAGUUUCCAAAUUCGUCUUGGACCGAAUAUUUGUGUGUGACAAGCACAAGAUCCUGUUUUGUCAGACGCCAAAAGUGGGCAACACUCAGUGGAAAAAAGUCUUGAUCGUUUUAAAUGGAGCAUUUUCCUCCAUAGAAGAGAUCCCAGAAAAUAUUGUACAUGAUCAUGAGAAAAAUGGGCUUCCACGCUUGUCCUCCUUCAGUGACUCUGAAAUUAAAAAGCGACUGAAUUUAUACUUCAAGUUUUUUAUUGUUAGAGACCCGUUUGAAAGACUCAUUUCUGCAUUUAAGGACAAGUUUGUGCACAAUCCUCGAUUUGAACCUUGGUACCGGCACGAGAUUGCUCCCGGCAUAAUUCGUAAAUACAGAAAGAAUCGCACGGAGACCAAAGGGCUGCAGUUUGAGGAUUUUGUGCGCUAUCUGGGUGACCCCAAUCACCGAUGGCUGGAUGUUCAGUUUGGUGACCACAUCAUUCAUUGGGUCACGUAUGUGGAACUUUGCGCCCCCUGUGAAAUCACCUAUAGCGUGAUCGGGCACCACGAAACCCUGGAGGAGGAUGCUCCAUUUAUCUUGAAAGCAGCCGGCAUAGACCAUCUGGUAUCAUACCCCACGAUUCCACCAGGCAUAACGGUGUACAACAAAACGAAAGUAGAGCGGUAUUUUUCAGGCAUUAGCAAGAGAGACAUAAGACGCCUCUAUGCGCGGUUUGAAGGCGAUUUUAAACUCUUUGGUUAUCGGGAGCCAGAUUUCUUGCUUAAAUGACACCUCUAGGGUAAGCUCUGAAGAAGUGUCUCAUGGAUUAAUCGAAACCUGCGUGAAUACCAGCUGCAACACCAACAGAGCUGAGAACAACCGUUUAUUUUCUAGCUUUUUGAUGUCACUCCAUUUUUCAGUGAAAUAUUCGUCACAUGAACAAGUAGGGGCUUAUAGUUGUUGUUGACUGAACAUGUUUUCAAUAUCUGACAUGGCAAUCUGUUAGGAAUGAAGUCUCUGUUAUCUGUAAUACAGAAUUCCACUUCUCCCCUCUUCCCUCCAGGAAAAAGGAGAACGAAUGGGCUGUGAUCUUGCCCUUCUCCCAGAGAGAAUGCCUUUUUUUAAAUCUAUUGAACUAUUUAUAAAGAUGGCGAUUUCACUGUAGGUUGACUCUGACACGUGCGUGAACUUGGUGAUUCAUGCUUAUGAGAAAGGCAUGUAUUCUCCCAUGAGCUUUGAAAAUGAGAGGGCAGGACAGGACUAAAAAUUGAUUAAAUGCUUGACAAAUAAAAUCAUCUAGAUCUGUCAUGUGGCCGCUAUAACAACGGUAAUGCUGAUCUAAUCCCAUUCUUGUUUGUCACAAAAUGAACCUAAUUAGACAGAUGCUUUAGAGGUGUUAAAAAAGGGACUGGUUCCAGAGCCCAGUUGUCUUUGUAUUUUUGUCAAGUGUUUACUGUACUUACUACUGAUCUAUUGAGCCUCAUAAUUCUACUUUUGAUUUUCAAGGUAUUAUUUAACUCCUGGCUAUGCAAGUUAUUUGAGAGCACGAGAUGCAAAUAUGGAGCAUAGAAAUAUGAAACUGCUAGGGAAACUUUAAGGAAAAUUAAAUUAAAAUAAAGUAUUAGUUGUAUUACCGGGAGCACAUUUAGAAAUCACACGAUGCUCUCACACAACUUAACUUGUUUUGUCUUCUAACAGUUAAUAAAGAAGCCA